ACGCGGGGUCUAAUUUCGGCAACUCUGGCCCGCAUUUCAUCUCGCUUCCGAGCAGAACCGUAUCCGGGCAAACUCUCGGGUAGGUGCACAGAUGGCGGCGACCGCGACCGUGAGCGUAUUAACGACAUGUUUCCUGGUCCAUAUCCUCGCAGGAGUGGACCCUCGGGACGUUUACCCGCAGUCGCCGUCGGCUCAAACCCUUGAUGUUGGGAAAGCCUUCAAGGUGGAUUGCCACACGGGUUUGUUAGGAAGCGGGCAGGUGUUUUGGUACAAACGGCAACACCGACAACUGCAGCUAAUCUACACGGCGUGGGAGUACGGGAUACCCGCCGGAAGAUUCUCGGGACAAAUUAACGUCCAAAUGACCAUCUAUUCCAUGUUUAUUAACAAAGUCCAGAGAAAUGAUUCUGGGUGGUAUUACUGUUCAGCCAGGAAAUAUAGCGGAAUGGCACUCGUGUUCGGGAACGGAUCCAAACUAAUAGUUGCAGGGUCUCCGCGCGUCAUUCUCUUAACUCCGCCGACGGAUGAGGUUCGGGGGAUGGAAGUGGUGCAACUGAUGUGUCUGGUGCAAAACGCGGCGUCUCACUCCCCAUCCAUACGCUGGAAUGUUUCGGGACGGGACAUGGAGGGAUGGGAGGACUCUGGAACGAUAGACCAGGACGGGUCACACGUCGUGAUCAGUCAUAUCAGCGUUCCCGUGAAAAGUUGGCGCGUCUGUAACUGCGCGCUGCGAAUCAACUCGAGUCAAACCCUCACCAGCAAAUAUGUCGUCGCUCAAAGAGGUACGUCGCCUUGGGACGCUUGCAUAUCGUUGCGGUUUGUGGGAUUUCCGGUAGCGAUCAUUCUUCUGGCGAUAGUUAUCGUGAUUGUCUACAAACGCUGCAAGAAGCGGGGCAACCAGCACGGCGAUGGUGACGGCGACGGUGACUUCACAGACGCGAGGACAGGCCGAGCGGGAAACGAAAGUGUCUACGCUGGUUUGAGGUUUAACGCAGCCCGACUCAAAGACCGGAGGCGCUAGAGACGAGCAUGGCGUGUAGUGGAAGAUAUUGAACCCGGAAAUGCAGCCGGUGAAAGUUCCAGCAGCAAACUGCUAAUUUGGUUGAUUGACGGGAUGGUGCGAAUGUGUUACAGAUAAGGCGCACAUCCUUCCCAGUACCUGCCAAAUUACGGUAAGUACACACAUGUACUCAGAAGAAAAACUCCUAUCCUGACCGUGUACCGGUAGACACAUCUCCUCGCGUCUCCAAAGCAAUUUCCACCAAGCUAUUGGAAACGGCAUCCAGAGGCGAAUAGCGAUGCCCAGUCUCCGGCGAUGGGUUACGACGUUCCGUUACUUUUAACCUGAUCUUGUGGUCCCGAUUUCCUUCUAAAUUCACUUUGUGUUUCUUUGUUUAAAAUAUUUUUUUUAUUAGAAGUAAGAACAAUAAUAGGUGCCACAGAUACCUGGUAUAUAUUGACAUGUUACAAUUCAUGUACAGCUUUUAUUAUUUUUAUUUUAACAAUAAAAAGGAUUGUAUUUUGUAUUUCUAACAUAAGACUCUGCUGUAACUCCAGAAUUUAACAAAAUAUUUCCGUGGCAAUGUACAAUAAACCAGUUUUGAAAACUCGAGCGCUGUGCUUUUUUUUUUUAAAUUUCAGAUGUUAUCCAAAUAAAAUCCAGCAAGAUCAUAAAAUACACGAUUGAAUGUGGGGAUCUGAAACUGGAUUUGUUCAAUGUGUAAUAAAGAGUCCCUACUGACUCGCGCCCUAUCCACGUUCUCCAGAGAUGCCGCUCAGUUACUCCAGCGCGCUGUGUCUUUAUUUGUUAACCAGCAUCACUGUGCUCGUGUCACAGAGUCGUGGGGCUAUUGAGGGAGUGCAGUGUAUUCUUGUUAUUGAGGGAGUGCAGCGUAGGUUCACCAGGUUAAUUCCCGGGAUGGCGGGACUGACAUAUGAUGAAAGAAUGGGUCGACCAGGCUUGUAUUCACUGGAAUUUAGAAGGAUGAGAGGUGAUGUUAUAGAAACAUAUAACAUUCUUAAGGGGUUGGACAGGCCAGAUGCAGGGGAAAUGUUCCCGCUGUUGGGGGAUUUCCAGAACCAGGGGUCACACACAGUUUACGAAUAAGGGGUAGGCCAUUUAUAACAGGGAUGAGAAAAUACCUCUUCACCCAGAGAGU
This is a messenger RNA of Leucoraja erinaceus (little skate), 2159 nucleotides long. Its product is annotated as immunoglobulin kappa light chain-like. The coding region runs from base 92 to 1021 and encodes 309 amino acids. The transcript has 6 exons. The record is from RefSeq and is a predicted model, not a curated record. Lineage: Eukaryota; Metazoa; Chordata; Chondrichthyes; Rajiformes; Rajidae.